Molecule: messenger RNA, 4639 nt
Organism: Salvia miltiorrhiza (redroot sage)
Lineage: Eukaryota; Viridiplantae; Streptophyta; Magnoliopsida; Lamiales; Lamiaceae
Product: helicase-like transcription factor CHR28
Exons: 12
Coding region: 315-4364 (1349 amino acids)
Molecular function (GO): ATP binding; ATP-dependent chromatin remodeler activity; metal ion binding
Source: RefSeq, a predicted model, not a curated record
AACCUACGCCCCCCCUUUUUAAUCCCGCUGCGCGCAUUAGAAAUCAAAAUCUUCUUCAACCUACGCCCUCGCUGCAGUUGCAGCCCUUUUCAUCUUUAAGUCUUUCAAAAAUCUGAAAUUCUGCUUAAAUCUUCGUAGCAAUUUCGCUGAAUUUUCUGGUUGGCAAUCGAUUGGCAUCUUCUAUUGACUCCCGCUGUAGAAAUACGUUGACGCUGGUGCAUGCCCGUGCGCCCCAUAAUAGGAGUUGGAAUUUACUUCUUUUUGGUGGGAAAAUUAGGGUUUGAUUGUUUUGGUCGAUAAGGGUGGAAAUUGAGAUGAUGAAGGCGGACGCUGAGGGGGGAUCGUCUGGGAUUAUGGAUGAGAUGUUUAGCGCGGACGAUGAGUGCGACGACGUUUACAUCGAUUUCGACUCUUUCUGGAGAGUCAUGGGUGCGCCGCCCGCUUCGCCUUCGCAGGGUAAUAUAGUGGAAGAUCUAUCUUCUAUUGAUGUCCCACAAGGUGUUCCGAAUUCAAAUGAUAUAUUCUUGUCAAAAGCUGAGAUACCAGGAUCUGGUGUACUAUCACCCUCACACAACUCUGAAGCCUCAGAUUCUAGGACUGGAAGUUCAGAUGGCAUCUCCGAAUCUGUAGGGACUUCUUCUGCCAUUGUGGGCGCUGGUACUCGAGAACCUUCUUCGCAGUUCGGUAUUGUUGAGCACAGCUGCUCUAGAACUGUCUCUGACAGUAUAUCUGUUCAAGAAAAUGGCCUAUCUUAUAGUUGUAUGGUUGGUGGUCCCCAGACUCCAUCAUCAUACAGCCAAAAUGAUGGUGGCAGAGCUCUAUCUGGGAUGUCCAACCAUAGUGACCCAUUGUGUUUGUAUGGUACCAGUCAUGUUACUCAUGAUGGAGGGUCUUCUGCUGAUAUUGACAUGAACCAUGAUAAGGACCUGAUUGGAUGCUCUAGGCUUGAUUUUCAUUUUGAAAACAUGGAGGAUGCCUCAGUUAUUGAUGGAGAUAGGAUUUCUCUGGACGUUUCCCAUACUGAGUCCAGUUCUUGUGAAAUUAAUACAGCGGACAUUCCAGUUUUUAUUCCUGAAAAUGGUGGCAUGCACCUUUUCGGCUCAGAUGAUCCAUCCUAUGCUUCUCUUAGUUCUGGUUUUCAGUCCUUAGCUUGUGAUGGAGGUAGGAUGGUCAAUACUAUGGAUGAAGGAGAAAAUUAUAGUGGCGACUUCGUUUCUGUAAUGCCUUAUGUGGAUGUGCCUGGUUCUCACUUCGGACACCACACACCUGAAUGUGGGAGUGGUAGCAGUGUUUCCUUAAAUGGCCAAGUUGGAUUUAGCUAUUGCAGUGACAUGAGUACAUUGCAGGAAGAGUCAAAAAAUAUUCCUCAUGAUUCUUUAUCAUGCAUCUUCAGUAAGCCAGGAGGUGAUAUCAAGGUCAAGAAAAAUGUGGAGUCAUUUACAUCUAAUAAGUUCCUUUCUACAGCAUCUGAAGUAAUUGACAUAGUCCGUAGGAAAUAUCAUGGGGGUGAGAGUAAGCUGCCCUCAAAAGGUAUAAAAUGGUCUUCAUCUGAUUCCUUCUCUUCGAUUUCUUGUGAGGACUAUGUUUCCUGCAAAAAGGAUGUAAAAGAGGGCAUACUUUUGAAGAGCGAUUUCCUUCCUCGGGGCAUGGUUGAUCAGACUAACACCCAAAAAUUAGCUAUUGGUGCUUGUGAUGGUAAUUCUGCUCUUCUCGCGUCAUGUCAACCAGGCAUGUGGCCAUUGGCUUCAGUUAAGGCAGAAAUGAAUUGUCAAAAGACGGAAAAUGAGGUCUCAGAGUUCAACGGUUUUUAUCUUCCUAACAUCAGUUACCAAAGGGUUCAAAGUAACAUGGUAGAGCUUAUAAAUCUCGAUGAUGACCCCGAUGUUUGUAUUCUUGAGGAUAUGAGUACACCACCAGCAGCCUCAAAUCCUGUUAGAUUAAAUGGAAAGUUGUUUGCUGCUUCGCAAUAUUCUUCAUCGACAGACCCUGUUGAGCAGAUGGCCUUGGGACAUUCAAGGCUUAGACCAAAUGAUGAACGGGUUAUUUUUCGAGUUGCUGUGCAGGAUCUUGCUCAGCCAAAAUCAGAAGCUAUUCCACCUGAUGGAUUGGCUGUGACUCUACUGAAGCACCAGCGAAUUGCUUUAUCCUGGAUGGUUAACAAAGAGACGAAAGGUGCGUGUUGUUCUGGUGGGAUUCUUGCGGAUGAUCAGGGACUUGGGAAGACAGUGUCAACUAUUGCAUUGAUAUUAAAAGAGAGGUCACCUUCUUCUAAAGCACCGAUAGCUAAUAUGGGACAAUGUCAAAUGAAGAUGUGUGAUGUGGACGAGGACAAUGGAGCUCCUGAAAAUUACUAUGUGGAGGAUACUCGUGAGAAUGGUGGUACGACUAACCUACAAACCAAGGGCAGACCACCUGCUGGGACCCUUAUUGUAUGUCCAACAAGUGUUCUCCGGCAAUGGUCUGAAGAGUUGCAUAAUAAAGUGACUAGGGAAGCUGAUCUUUCUGUUCUAGUCUACCAUGGAAGCAGCCGCAUCAAGGAUCCUCUUGAGCUUGCUAAGUAUGAUGUGGUGAUUACAACAUAUGCUAUUGUUAGCAUGGAGGUGCCAAAGCAGCCUGUUGUUGAUGAGAAAGAUGAUCAAUUCCGUUCCCCUUUCAAAGGAUACUCAUCUAAUAAAAAGAGGAAGUUAGUUGAAACUGCAUCCUCUAAGAAGUCUGCUAGGAGUAAGAAGAGUAAGAAACAAAUCGACAAUGAAUUAUUUGAAAUUAUUUCUGGCCCUCUUGCCAAGGUUGGAUGGUAUAGGGUUGUAUUGGAUGAGGCUCAAACCAUCAAAAACCACAGAACUCAAGUAGCUAGGGCUUGCUGGGGACUUCGUGCUAAGCGUAGGUGGUGCUUAUCUGGGACACCAAUUCAGAAUGCAAUAGAUGAUCUUUAUAGCUACUUUAGAUUUCUCAGGCACGAACCGUAUGCUACUUUUAAGACUUUCUGUGAGCAUAUUAAGUCACCAAUUCAUAGGAAUCCAAGGGUUGGGUACAAAAAACUGCAAGCAGUGCUGAAGACUAUCAUGCUGCGUCGGACGAAAGGUACUUAUAUUGAUGGACAACCAAUUAUUGAUCUUCCACCGAAAACUAUAGAAUUGAAAAGGAUUGAUUUCUCCAUGGAGGAGCGCGAUUUCUAUUGCAGACUCGAGGCUAAUUCACAGGCCCAAUUUGCAGAAUAUGCAAAAGCAGGGACGGUCAAACAGAACUAUGUGAAUAUAUUAUUAAUGCUUCUGCGGCUUCGACAGGCUUGUGACCACCCUCUUCUUGUUAGGGGGUUCAGUUCUACUUCACAGAUGACCUCCUCCAUUGAGAUGGCUAAGAAUUUUCCCCUGGAGAAAAACAUCUUCCUUCUGAAUUGUUUGGAAGGCUCUUUGGCAAUUUGUGGGAUAUGCAGUGAUCCACCUGAAGAUGCUGUAGUAACUGUCUGUGGCCAUGUCUUUUGCAACCAGUGCAUUUGUGAGCAUAUGAUUGGUGAUGACACCCAAUGUCCCAACAAGAAUUGCAAAAUUCGUCUGACUUCGUCACACAUAUUUUCUAGUACCACACUACGGGAUGCUAUAUCAAAUAACCCAAAUCCAGAAAAUAACCACACAUUCAAGUGCUCUGAUUCUGAGCUUGCUAAAGUUUCGGAGUCUUGCUCUUCAAGCUAUCCAGAAGGUUCUUCCAAAAUUAAAGCUGCUCUGGAGCUCUUGAAGUCUUUGUCUAAGCCACAUGAUCCUGCCUUAACAUUGAGUUCUUUAGAACCUAAUGAAGGAUGUUGCGGUUCAGAUUUGUUGCAUGGUUGUGAUUCAGUGGGAAAGAAUGGAACUCCAGACAUAAAACAGAUUUCUCAGAGUUCUGGUCAGGUUGCGGGGGAGAAGGCAAUUGUGUUUUCCCAGUGGACAAGGAUGUUGGAUUUGCUUGAGGAUUAUUUGAAAAGUUCAUCCAUUCAAUACCGCAGACUUGACGGAACAAUGCCUAUUUCUGCCAGAGACAAGGCAGUGAAAGAUUUUAAAAGUCUUCCCCAGGUUUCUGUCAUGAUAAUGUCUUUGAAAGCUGCUAGUCUUGGAUUGAACAUGGUGGCUGCUUGCCACGUCAUCCUCCUGGACCUCUGGUGGAAUCCAACGACUGAAGAUCAAGCUAUAGAUAGAGCACAUCGUAUCGGGCAGACACGCCCUGUUUCAGUUUAUCGGCUGACUGUGAAGGACACAGUAGAAGAUCGCAUUUUGGCCUUGCAGGAAAGGAAGAGAGAGAUGGUUGCAUCUGCCUUCGGUGAGGACGAGACUGGUGGUCGACAAACUCGGCUCACUGUGGAAGAUUUGAAGUAUCUAUUCAGGGUUGAUUAAGACUUUUCUGACUAGGGUUAUUCUUUCCAUAUUCUUUCACAUGCUAACAAUUUACAGCAUUUUUUGAAGCUUGAUAGCUAGCAUUCACUGGAAAUGAUUAGCCUUAGAAUACAGCAUAGAUUUUUGGCAACAGAUUUGCAGUACAUGUAUACAGAGGCAAAUCACUUGUUUUCUCCUUCUGUAUAGCUUUUAUAGAGUUCCGUGACAUAAACAAAACAAAUAUAGUGAUCAUCGCAUCUUCAGUUUAUAUAUAUAUUUCCUACUUGUUGGUAUCA